CGUUAUAGCAAAUACAGGGCGUGUAUUAGUGGACUACACGCCGGUCUACGAAUAGCUAUGGAGAGGGAGAGAUGUCCGGCGAAGUCGUACACGAGUCGUGUGAUCCGCGCGUACGGCGACAAAGCGGUCGGUUCGCCGCUCCGGUCGUUGUGCGGCACCGCAGCCGACGGUAAGAGUCGGUGUCCAUCCAAUCGUAGGAAAUCGGGUAUAUUAUGUCAAAAUAUAUUUGGAGGGAGCGGUGGGGGUUUGCCAUCACUGGGCAAACUACCCGGUGUGGGCCAAUGCGAUGCCAUCGUUACGGCCGGUGUAUUCAAUUGUAUGGAAAACUAUUUGCCCCGUAAUAUACUCUCGGGGUUUACGGGCGGGUCCGGCGGUUCCGGUGGUAACACUGAUAUUUGUUGCCGUUAUAGCAAAUACAGGGCGUGUAUUAGUGGACUGAACGCCGGCCUACGUAUAGCUAUGGAACAGGAGAGGUGUCCGUCCAAGUCGUACACGAGUCGUGUGAUCCGCGCGUACGGCGACUCUGUUAUUGGAGCGCCGCUGAAGUCCGUGUGCGGCACCGCUGCCGACGGCAAGAGCCGGUGUCCGCCAAACCGCACCUCAAAACCCAAAAAGCGUAAGACUGGCGCAAAACCUAAGCCCAGCGCCGGUAGUCGUCGUAAUGGUGGCGGCAUUGAUAGUCAAUUCCCAGUCAACCAGUUUAACCCAUUGGGCGGACAGGACUUGUUGGGCGGUGGCAACCCAUUGGGCGGCAUCGGUAGCGUGUUUCAACGUGGCACAGGCACCCUGGGCCAAGGGGCCACAUCGCUGUUUAACCAAGGUGCUGGAGCCGUGGGUGGCGCCACCAACCCCUUGGCCAACCCUCUGGGCAACCCAUUGGGUCAUCUUGGUGGUAUGUUUCAGUCGGGCGUUGAUAAAGUGGGCCAGGGUGCCUCGUCCAUUUUUGGUGGUGUUCUGGGCGGUGGUGGGGGUAAGAGAGGGUCAGCUAAUGCUGGUAACCCCAUCACUGAUUUGUUUAAACAAGGUAGCGAUACGUUAGCCCAGGGUGCCUCGACUAUUCUGGGAGGGGGUGGAGGUCUGUUUGGUGGCGGACAAGGCUUUGGCGCCGGAUUACCCCCUCUGUAA
This is a messenger RNA of Medioppia subpectinata, 1125 nucleotides long. NCBI's taxonomy places the organism in Eukaryota, Metazoa, Arthropoda, Arachnida, Sarcoptiformes, Oppiidae. The record is from the annotation of a GenBank genome assembly.